CCCCAUCUUCCGGCGGCCGCCGGAGUUUGUGGUGAUUGUUGCUGCCACCGCCCCGGCUGCCAUCUCCUCCUCCUGGGCCGCUGCCGCCGCCGCCGCCUCCUCCUCCUCUUCCUCCUCCUCCUGGGCCGGGCUGAUCCCCUCCCCGCUGCCGCCUCCUCCUGGGCUGGGCCCGCGGUGUCUCGUCCCCUCGCGGAGCCGCUCCUGCCGCCGCUGCCGCCGCCGCCUCCUCAUUCAUCCUCGUGCACCAUAGGCGGCACAGGCACCAAGAUGUCCAACCGAGUGGUCUGCCGGGAAGCCAGUCACGCCGGGAGCUGGUACACAGCCUCAGGACCGCAGCUGAAUGCCCAGCUAGAAGGUUGGCUUUCACAAGUACAGUCUACAAAAAGACCUGCUAGAGCCAUUAUUGCACCCCAUGCAGGAUAUACGUACUGUGGGUCUUGUGCUGCCCAUGCUUACAAACAAGUGGAUCCAUCUAUAACCCGGAGAAUUUUCAUCCUUGGACCUUCUCAUCACGUGCCCCUCUCUCGAUGUGCACUUUCCAGUGUGGAUAUAUAUAGGACACCUCUGUAUGACCUUCGUAUUGACCAAAAGAUUUACGGAGAACUGUGGAAGACAGGAAUGUUUGAACGCAUGUCUCUGCAAACAGAUGAAGAUGAACACAGUAUUGAAAUGCACUUGCCUUAUACAGCUAAAGCCAUGGAAAGCCAUAAGGAUGAGUUUACCAUUAUUCCUGUACUGGUUGGAGCUCUGAGUGAGUCAAAAGAACAGGAAUUCGGAAAACUCUUCAGUAAAUAUCUAGCGGAUCCUAGUAAUCUCUUUGUGGUUUCUUCUGAUUUCUGCCAUUGGGGUCAGAGGUUCCGUUACAGUUACUAUGAUGAAUCCCAGGGGGAGAUUUAUAGAUCCAUUGAACAUCUAGAUAAAAUGGGUAUGAGUAUUAUAGAGCAAUUAGACCCUGUAUCUUUUAGCAAUUACUUGAAGAAGUACCAUAAUACUAUAUGUGGAAGACAUCCUAUAGGGGUGUUACUAAAUGCUAUCACAGAGCUCCAGAAGAAUGGAAUGAAUAUGAGCUUUUCCUUUUUGAAUUAUGCCCAGUCAAGCCAGUGCAGAAACUGGCAAGACAGUUCAGUGAGUUAUGCAGCUGGAGCCCUCACGGUCCACUGACGCUCUGAACCCUCAGGGAUGCUACCUGCACACACUCAUAAUCUGUCCGCGGUCCCAGCCUAGCCUUUACCAAGAUACUGGUCCUGGUUUGGGGGGAUUCUGAAACCUCAGACUAAUAGAACUUUCUUCUCUUCUUUUCUAGUAGGUGUAGUCCUUAUUAAUUUCAACUCAUUAAAAAAAAAUGCUUUAUAGUUUAGGGUGGUUGAAGGAAGGCUGGCAUCAAAAUAUUUUGAUGAAAAAAGAUGAGAAUGGAAAGGCCCAGUUGUGGCAGAGUUUUUGAAAGUAACUUGUGAAGCAUUUACCAUAUCCUAAAUUUGCACUCUUUGCAGACUUGUGCACAUAUAUUCCGCUUUCAGAAUAGUUUUGCAAAUUGUACACAAACAAAAAAAAAAGGGUGGAAGCUUUUUAAUAAAGAAAUUGCAUUUAUAAA
Messenger RNA from Lepus europaeus (European hare), 1591 nucleotides. It is a transcript of the gene MEMO1, whose product is annotated as mediator of cell motility 1. The transcript is spliced from 9 exons. The record is from RefSeq and is a predicted model, not a curated record. Bases 268 to 1161 code for a protein of 297 amino acids. NCBI's taxonomy places the organism in Eukaryota, Metazoa, Chordata, Mammalia, Lagomorpha, Leporidae.